This is a messenger RNA of Peromyscus californicus insignis, 5527 nucleotides long. It is a transcript of the gene Timm29, whose product is annotated as translocase of inner mitochondrial membrane 29. Gene Ontology annotation, biological process: protein insertion into mitochondrial inner membrane. The coding region runs from base 16 to 816 and encodes 266 amino acids. Gene Ontology annotation, cellular component: TIM22 mitochondrial import inner membrane insertion complex. NCBI's taxonomy places the organism in Eukaryota, Metazoa, Chordata, Mammalia, Rodentia, Cricetidae. The transcript has 2 exons. The record is from RefSeq and is a predicted model, not a curated record.
GACCGCCGGAAGAAGAUGGCGACAGCGGCUCCAAAGAGAUUCUGGUCCGGAGGGCGCAGUGAAGCUGGAGAAGAGGCGAGUGGUACCGCGACGGUGGCGGCAAGGCCAGGGGUGUGGGCACGACUGGGCACCUGGGCCCGCGCGCUGCUUCGGGAUUAUGCCGAGGCGUGCGGAGACGCGGCGACCGCAGCGCGUGCCCGGCCGGGCCGCGCGGCCCUGUACGUGGGGCUGCUGGGCGGCGCCGCGGCCUGCUGCGCCCUAGCGCCCAGCGAGGCGACCUUCGAGGAGGCCUUGCUCGACGCAUCAGGGUCCCUCUUGCUGCUGGCGCCGGCGACGCGCAGCCGCCACUCGGAAGCGUUCUUGCAGCGCCUGCUGUGGCUGAGGGGCCGCGGGCGGUUGCGCCACGUGAACCUGGGGCUCUGCUCGCUGGUGUACGAGGCGCCCUUCGAUGCCCAGGCCAGUCUCUACCAGGCUCGCUGCCGCUACCUGCAGCCACGCUGGAUCGACUUCCCCGGCCGCGUCCUCGACGUGGGGUUCGUGGGCCGUUGGUGGAUCCUGGAGAACCGCAUGCAUGAUUGCGACAUCAACGAUGACGAGUUUCUCCACCUGCCCGCGCACCUCCGCGUCGUCGGCCGCCACCAGCUGCAUUCUGAGGCCAACGAGAGGCUGUUCGAGGAGAAGUACAAGCCCGUCGUGCUCACCGAUGACCAAGUGGACCAGGCGCUGUGGGAAGAGCAGGUGUUGCAAAAGGAGAAAAAGGAUAGACUGGCGCUAAGCGAGGCCGAUUCACUGGUGCAGUCCGAGGUUUCCAGAUGAAACCCAGGGAGCCCCCGGUUUCCAGGCUCAGGCAAAGAACUGUUGGCCAGGUGCAGUGGGUGAGAAAUCCAUUCAGUGUGGUUUUGUAGGAAACCCUUCUCGCUCUGCUUCUCGCUCUGUCUGUCCCAAUAGCUGAAGCUAAUUGAAGGCCUUUCUGGUCUUGGAGAUGGAGAAAAGCUGAAGAACUGGUCUUGACCAUGGAGCAUUUGACCGUGUUAUGCUUUAACCAUCAGAGCUACGAGUAAGGAGCCUGCACUGUGUAUGUAGCCUGUUGUAGUUGGGGUGUACUUCAGUACAGUGGUAGAGCACUUGUCUAGCAUGCAUGGGUUCCUGGGUUCCAUUCCCAGCACUGCAAAACUGAACACAAAUGAACUUUUGGUUUUGGAUUAUUUAUUUGGUUGGUUUUUGAGACUAGUAUUCCCAUAUAGCCCAAACUGGCCCUGAAUCCUCCUGCCUCAGCUCCAGUCCACCACGGUGUACAUAGCCCAUAUAUAAGCCCUAUUCAUAUGGCUACAAAGACGUCUUGAUUGCCAGUGACUCCCAAGAUCCUAAGACCAUUCACAUAUUAACAUUUUUUGAGUGUUUGUAUGAACCUUUAAGGAAGAUCUGGCUGUGUUGGCCGGGUUAGUUUAGAAUUCAUGGGCAAAAGUGGUCCUUCCAGGAGCUGGAUAGUUCAGUAUUUAAGAGUACUGAUUGCUCUUCUCUUGAUUCAAGAAACUUAAUUCAAUUCUCAGCAUCCACAUAGGGGCUCACAGUCAUCUAUAACUCCAAUUCAAGGAAUCUGACCUUUCUCUUCUGGAUUCCUCAGGUACUAGGCAGGCACAUGAUGCACAGACAUGCAUGCAGACAAAACACUCAUGCACAUAAUGUUUAAAAAACGAUCUCCUAAAUAGCCUUCCAAGGUUGGGAGUAUAAUCAUGUGCCAGUGCCCAACCUCAGAUUUUUCUAUUUCAGUUGGAACUGAAAUGUGCUUGUUUGGGUUUUUUUUUUGUUUGUUUGUUGUGGGUUUUGGUUUAGUUUGUUUUGAUACAGGGUCUGGAACUGGCUAUGAAGAACAGUCUGGUCUUCAACUCACAGACAUCUGUCUGCCUCUGAAAUUUAAUUUUUUUUGGGGGGGGGGGGUGUUGGUUUGUUUCUGAGAAGUGAUCUCACAGCCCAGUCCAGCCUCAAUCACUAUGUAGCAAAGGAUAACUGAAUGAUCCUCUUGCUUGCACUUCCCGAAUGGAGGGUGAAAUGUUUCUGUUGUGUGGUUUAUUAUAGUUGAGUACUUUUGUUACGUGCUAGACAUAAACCCGGGGUCUGGUACAUACUAGGUAAGCACUGUACUUUAUUUGGGGGGGAGGGUAAUUCUCACCAGAAUAGAAUGGAAUGUAAGGCAAGUGCUCCACUGGUGAUCCACAUGCUGGGACUUCCUUGCUGGAAGAUAUUAAAUACUGCCAUCACUUGGCAUAAAUAAACCUUGUCUGAAAGGGCCUGGAGAAAAGGCUGAGUGGUUAAGAGUGUUUACUAUUGUUGCAGAGGACCUGGGUUUAGUUCCCAGUAUUCACAUUAUGGCUCAUUAAUUCCAGUUUCAGGGGAGCAAUGGUUGGUUUUGAUUUUUUGAGACAAAGUUUCACUGUAUUAACAUUGGCUGUCCAGGAACUCUGUAGACCAGGUUGGUCUUGAACUCACAGAAAUCCACCUGCCUCUGCCUCCAGAGUGCUGAGGCUAAAGGCAUGUACCACCUCCCGGCUGAAGUUUAUGUAUGUACAAGCAAAACUAAGUUGCUGGGACGUGGUGACAUGCCUUAAUCCCAGGACUCAGGAGGCAGAGGCAGGCAUAUCUCAGUUCCAGGACAGCCAGAGCUACAUAUAAACAAACACCAAAAAGAAAACAGCCCCAGAAGUUGUCCUCUGACCUCCACAAACAUGCCAUGGUGCAUGUGUGUGCCUGUCCUCACACAUCGUACACAUUUUUUUCCCAGACAUGCUUUCUUUGUGUAGUCUUAGCUGUCCUGGAACUGGUUGUGUAGAGCAGGCUAUCCUCAAACUCACAGAGAUCUGCCUGCCUCCGCUUCCCAAGUGCUGGGAUUAAAGCUGUGCACCACCACAACCCAGCCAUACACAAUAGUUUUUCGAGGCAGGGUUUCUCCGUGUAGUUUUGGUUCCUGUCCUGGAUCUUGCUCUGUAGACCAGGCUGGCCUCAAACUCACAGAGAUCCUCCUGGCUCUGCCUCCCGGGUGCUGGAAUUAAAGGCGGGGCCACUACUGCCCCGCCACAGUUGGUCUUUCAAAACAAGGUUUCUCUGUGUGACAGCUCUGGCUGGCCUGGAACUCACUCUGUACCAAGUGCUGCGAUUAAAGAUGUGGCCUACCACCACCCAGCAAUACACAAUUUACGGUUUAUUUUAUGUUUAUGAGUGUUUUGCUUGCAUGUGUGCAUAUGCACCACAUAAGCACAGUGCUCAGAGAGGUCAGAAGAAGGCUCAGAUUCCCCUAGGUCUGGAGUUAUAGGUGGUGGUGGGCUGCUAUGUGGGUGCUAUGAACUGAACCCAGAUCCUCUUCAAAAGCAGUAAGUAUUUUCCCACUGAGCCAUCUCCCCAGCUUUGUGUAAUCUUUGAAAGCCAGCCAACCAAAUGAUUCAGCAGGUAAAAGUGCUUACCACUCCAGCCUGAUGACCCGAGUUUGAUCCCCAGAACAGUGUCCUCUGACCUUUGUGGCAUACACGUUCCAGUACGGUUACACAACAUACACAGCACACAUGAUUGAAAAAAAAAAUCUAAAUUCUAGUCCUAAUCAAUUACUUACCUAAGGCUCUGGGCCAAAAUCCUAAUAUUGCCCUUCACUUGCCUUUAGACAAAAUCUGUAGCCCAGUUUAAUGGAGAACUUGGUAUGUAUCGAGGAAGGGCCUUGAACUUAUUCUGUCCAUACCUCCUGAGUGCUGGGAUGACAGGCAUGUGGUGAUGUGCACAGUUUUCCACCCUUUUUUUCUUAGAUUAGCUGUGAUGGCUCCUCUUGACUUUUUUUUUUUUUUUUUUUUUUUGGUUUUUCGAGACAGGGUUUCUCUGUGUAGCUUUGCGCCUUUCCUGGAACUCACUUGGUAGCCCAGGCUGGCCUCGAACUCACAGAGAUCCGCCUGGCUCUGCCUCUCGAGUGCUGGGAUUAAAGGCGUGCACCACCACCGCCCGGCUUUCUUUUGACUUUCAACUUGACUACAUCUGGAAUUAACUAAAACCCAAGGGGCUGGAAGGCCUGUGAGGAAUUUGAAAUGGGAAAUCCACCCUUAAUCUGGGCCACACCUGCUGGCAGCCUCUAUAAAAGCCAUUGAAGAAGGAAGAUCUUGCUCCUUGCCUGCUUGCCUUUGCUCUCAUUGGCAGGUCCAUUUCUUCACUAGCGUUAGAGCCUACUUUGGGAUUCCAGCAUAUAUGAAGACCAGCUGAAACAUCCAGCCUCAUGAACUGAACGAUUACUGAAUUCUUGGACCUUCUAUUUGUAGAUGGCUAUUGUUGGACUACAGCUUUAUAAGCCAUUCUAAUCCCCUUUAUAUAUUUAUAUAAUAUAUAUGGGUUAUUAUAUAUAUAUAUAUUGUUUUGUUUUUCGAGACAGGGUUUCUCCAUGUAGUUUUGGUGCCUGUCCUGGAUCUCGCUCUGUAGACCAGGCUGGCCUCAAACUCACAGAGAUCCACCUGGCUCUGCCUCCCCAGUGCUAGGAUUAAAGGCGUACACCACCACCACUGUCUGGCUUGAAAUAUAUAUUUAUAUAUAGGGGAUUUAUUAGACUGGCUUGUAAGUUCUGUUUUAGAGGACCUUAGCUAAUAUUAGUCAACUUUGGGGAGGGAUUUAAGACCAACUGACAGAGUUGAGCAGUGGUGGUGUAUGCCUGAUCUACAGAGUGAGUUCCAGUAACAGGCUCCAAAGGUACACAGAGAAACCCUGUCUUGAAAAAAAAGACCCACUGACAGCAAGAUGACAAGUCUCUCAUGGAAGUAUUUAUUAUUUUAUGUAUGUGUUUGUUUUGCCUGCGUGUAUGUCUGUGCACCAUGUGUGCCUAGUGCUCACGGAGGUCAGAAGAGGGCAUUGGAUCGUCUGCAACUGGAGUUACAGCUGUGAGCUACCAUGUGGGUGCCUGGAGUAGAACUUGGGUUUCCUGCAAGAGCAACAAAUGCUCUUAACUGCUGAGCCAAUCUUCAGCCCUUUUUGUUAAUUUUUAAAGCUUUAUUGUUUGUUAAUGCACAUGUGGAAGUCAUUUCUCUCUGUCUGCAUUAAUUCCAGGCCUUGAACUCUGGUGGUCAGGAUUGCCCAACAAGCAUGUUUACCCACUGAGCCAUCUCCGUGGGCCUGGUCAGCAGUAGCAAAGAGGGACUUGGGGAAUGUGUGCUGGCUAGUGUUUUGUCAGCUUGACACAAGCUAGGGUCAUUUGGGAAGAGGGACUCUCAAAUGAGAAAAUGCCUCCAUAAGACUGGCGUGUCAGAAGCCUGUAGUGCUUUCCUAAUUAGAGAUUGAUAUGGGAAGGCCCAGCCCAUUGUGGGUGGGGCCACCCCAGCCUGGUGGUCUUGGGUGCUGUAAGAAAUCAGGCUGAACAAGCCAGGGAGCAAGCAAGAAAGCAGUGUCCUCCAUGGCUUCUGCUUCAGCUCCUCAUGCCAGGUCCCUACCCUGCUUUAGUUACAGCCCUGACUUCUUUGACAAUGAACUGUACCUUGGAACUGUACACUGAAAUAAACUCUUUCCUCCCCAA